This is a messenger RNA of Penicillium pulvis, 759 nucleotides long. RefSeq lists its product as uncharacterized. Gene Ontology annotation, biological process: methylation. Bases 1 to 759 code for a protein of 252 amino acids. Gene Ontology annotation, cellular component: mitochondrion. NCBI's taxonomy places the organism in Eukaryota, Fungi, Ascomycota, Eurotiomycetes, Eurotiales, Aspergillaceae. Gene Ontology annotation, molecular function: methyltransferase activity; nucleic acid binding. The record is from RefSeq and is a predicted model, not a curated record. The transcript has a single exon.
AUGGCUCUAGAAAGCGAUGAAACCCCGUCACCGCGCAGGCAAAGGCCUCUUCGGGUAUUGGACCUGUGCACCGGCACGGGCUGCAUCGCGCUAUUGCUCCAUGUGCUUCUCGCUCCGAACUUCGAAGACAUGCAAAUUUUGGGAGUUGACAUUAGCCCAACGGCUUUGACACUAGCCCAAAGGAAUCUGGCACAUAAUAUGCACCUGGACUUGUUGACCAACCGCGCCGUUACCCAAGUUCACUUUCAUCGUGCCGACGUCCUUGGCGUGGGAGACGAAUCUGAAUCUGUACCAAAAAUCCAGGAGGUCCUACGUGAAUACUUUCCUCGACCUGAAAGUUCCGAUGGAUCAACAUCGGAAUUUGAAUGUGAUUUACUGAUCUCAAACCCGCCCUAUAUCUCUACCGCGGACUUCCGCAACGGCACCACAUCUCGCAGUGUUCGACGUUUUGAACCGCAAUUGGCAUUAGUACCGCCUAAUACUCCUCAGUCGGAAUUGCCUGACGGUUGCAACGUGGAGGAUAUUUUCUACCAUCGGAUUCUCACUCUUUCCCUUCAAUCACAAGCAAAGCUUACCGUCCUUGAGUGCGGGGAUAUCAUGCAGGCACGUCGAGUGGUCGCCAUGUAUCAAGCAAUGACUACGGAUCAGGCCAAGGAGUUUACCAUGGAAGUUUGGCCAAACUUAGAGCAGGAUUUGGCAGCGAACGGCUUUCACCCUCAUGAUGGAUCACGAUGUGUGAUAAUUCAAAGGGCGAGAUAG